UUUAUUAAUAAUAAAUAUAAAUUUUAUUCGCUUUUGUUUUUUAAGGAAAUGCUUUGAUAAAUACAAGUCAGCGCUAAUUAUGCCAUCGAUUGAAAUACCGUCCAAUCCAUGGAGUAAUCAAAAGUACUGUGACAUCGAAAAGUCUGACAGCGAUUACAUCAGUUGUAAUCCAAAUUACAAGUACCGGAGGAUUGACGGCAAAUGCAAUAACCCUUUGCACUCGAAUUGGGGCUCGAGUUUCCACUGUCACCGACGACUACUGCCUCCCGAUUACGCCGAUGGCAUCGAAAUACCCCGUAAGGCCAGCGACGGCUCCGAACUGCCCAAUCCUCGACUGUUAACCCAAGUACUGAUGCCAGACCUACCCCUCGACGAUCCCAAACGCACGUCAAUGCAUAUGAUAUUUGGCCAGUUUAUUGUACAUGAUACUUUUAAGACCUUACAGUACUUGGGAUUAGCCAUUAAUUGCUGUACGAGAGGAAGUCAAGUGCAUCCCGAGUGUAUACCCAUUGAUAACAUACCCACCGAUACACUAACGGCACGUUUCAAUCAACGCUGUAUUAACUCUGUCCGCUCGACCGCUUGUAAUACUUGCAGUUUAGGUCCGCGCAAUCAGAUGAACGCCGCGACACCGACUCUCGACUUAUCCCAUGUUUACGGCGGAAAUCUUAUGAAUAAUUCAUACUUAUUGAGGACUUUUACCGGAGGGCGAUUGCGUGGUUCGGCAGCGGCCGACGGCAGUACAAUACUACCGGUGGCAGAGCUGCCCAGAGAUCAGGACUCUUUAGAUCUGACACAAUGCAGACCUCCACAAGAGAGGCCAUGGCUUACGUGCUUUCACAGCGGAGAUGGUAUCCGUAGUAAUCAGAAUCCAUUGGUCCAGUGGGGGUUCACUUUGGCGAGAGCCGAGGCGUGUUGGUUG
Medioppia subpectinata is the source of this 922-nucleotide messenger RNA. Lineage: Eukaryota; Metazoa; Arthropoda; Arachnida; Sarcoptiformes; Oppiidae. The record is from the annotation of a GenBank genome assembly.